UUCCUUUUUUUUCGAAGACUAGCUUUUCCAGUAUUGCUACCCUCGACUCGUGUUUAUCGAUAAACCAACACUGAUUAACCAACACUGAAAACCAACACACUAAAGAAUUAUUUUGUGCAGUCAUUUUCAGUCAUUUUCUGUCAUCCUCACGUGAAAAAUUCUUGAAGUGCUCUGUUUUAAUUUUACAAUGGUACAUUACCGCACACAAGAAACUAGUGGUUCGCCACCGAUGCCCCUUCGCCAGAGCGGGCACACGUCGGGUCACUGUAAUGUGCGCUGCGACGGCUGCGGCAACAGCAAUAUGACCUUCUAUCGCUACAAGUGCCUGCGCUGCCUGGACUACGACCUUUGCUCCGUCUGCAAGGAAAAGGGGGUCUUGAACGGGUUGCACCUUAAGGAGCACCCGCUCCAGUGCCUAAUGGAUCGUGAUGCCCUUGAGCUGCAUUUCGCCGGCGAGCCGAUUCCGAUUUUGUGCGCCGACAGCUUCACGUGCCCUGUGUGCGGCGAAAUGGGGUUUUCCUUGUGGAAUCUGAAGAUGCACUGCCGAGACAACCAUACCAUGGCGCACACAGUCGUUAUUUGCCCGGUCUGCGCGGCGGUCCCAUUGUCGCAACCGAGUCAAAUCGAUCACAUUACCAAUCACUUGUUGUUCUCGCCAUCGCAUUGAUCUCCAGUCGAUCCCUUGGCUAAUUCCAAAGAUUGGGAUUAGCCAUAAAUCCUUCGCAUCAGGAUGACGAAGGAGCAUUCCACAAAAUUAAGCGUUUGCAGAUUUUGACAACACACCAAAAACCACACAAAAACAAAAAAACAAGCAUUUGUACCGCUAAGGAAUUCGCAUGCGGAAUCAAAUGCUUCCUUUAUUCGUUUGAUGAGGAAUGACAAAUGUUAAAAAAACUAAAAAAAACAAAACA
This is a messenger RNA of Drosophila mauritiana, 911 nucleotides long. Its product is annotated as E3 ubiquitin-protein ligase KCMF1. Gene Ontology annotation, cellular component: plasma membrane. The coding region runs from base 188 to 667 and encodes 159 amino acids. The record is from RefSeq and is a predicted model, not a curated record. The transcript has 2 exons. Gene Ontology annotation, molecular function: zinc ion binding. Gene Ontology annotation, biological process: synaptic signaling. NCBI's taxonomy places the organism in Eukaryota, Metazoa, Arthropoda, Insecta, Diptera, Drosophilidae.